Impatiens glandulifera is the source of this 918-nucleotide messenger RNA. RefSeq names its product REF/SRPP-like protein At1g67360. Lineage: Eukaryota; Viridiplantae; Streptophyta; Magnoliopsida; Ericales; Balsaminaceae. The coding region runs from base 84 to 788 and encodes 234 amino acids. The record is from RefSeq and is a predicted model, not a curated record. The transcript is spliced from 3 exons.
CUUAUAGCAAAGGAAAAGACGUAUCAGGUUCUUUAUUAUUCUUAUUUUGUUAAGGCAGGGGAAAAGUGGUUGAGGAAGGCGCAAUGGAAUCUGAUAGGGUUAUGAUCGAGAAAAAGGAUCAUGAUCAUGAACUGAAACAUCUACAAUUCGUGACAGUGAUUGCACUCAACGCUUUUCUAUGCGCAUCGAAUCUCUACGACUGCGCAAAACGCAACUCCGGCUCCUUCAAAACCAGAGUCAACAUCGUCGAGAACACAGUGAUCUCCAUCCUUCGUCCCGUUUAUGAUAAAUUCAAAGGCGUACCUUACUCUCUCCUCCUUACGCUUGAUCUCAAGGUAGAUGAAGUAGUUAAGAGAAUUGAAGAGUGUGUUCCACGAUCAGCAAAGCAAGGUUUAAGCAAAGCGCAGUCUAUAGCGGUAAAGACAUCAAAGGAAGCGAAAAUGAUAGCAAAAGAAGUGGAAGCUGGAGGAUUGAGUGCAGCAAUUCAACAUGCAGCUAGUUUAUACAGGCAACUGUUAGUGAUAAUAUUGGUGAGAAGUUGGUAUUGGACUAAUAAGGUAACAUGGUGUCAUGUGAUAGCACAGAUGGUUCUUCCUUGUAUAUCACAAUGGACACAGACCUACAACAAGACUGUAUAUGAUCUAUCUUCUUGUUAUCGCUAUUAUGGUUUCUUCAAGUAUGUUCCUCUUGUCCCCGUUGAUGAGAUCGCAAAGAGUUAUAAGUUGAUCGAGGUUAAGAAAGGCCCUGCUUGUGUCCCCUGCUUUGAGAAUAAGAUAUGGUUAAUGUAGCCACCACCCUUUUCACACAUUAUUACUAUUACUAUUACUAUUGUUAUCUUUGUUUGUUCCAACAACAACUGAAGUCUGAAGUUACUAGAAAAAUUACUAAAUUUGCUGCUGCUGCUGCAUAUAUUGAUUG